Vicia faba (fava bean) is the source of this 357-nucleotide messenger RNA. The record is from the annotation of a GenBank genome assembly. NCBI's taxonomy places the organism in Eukaryota, Viridiplantae, Streptophyta, Magnoliopsida, Fabales, Fabaceae.
AUGUGUGGCAUUUCCUCCUCGCUUCUCUUCCUCUCUCGCGACGCGGCUUCUCCUUUCCAUACGACAUCCAUCCAUUCAACUCCCUCCGUUGCCGGCUCCGAUUCCGUUAAUAGUUUGCUACACCAACCUCUGGGCGUUCUCACCUCUUCUUUGUUGUUCGAUUCAGAUGCCACUGUAAACCAAAAAGCCCUCAUCGAUCUCCAUCGCAUCUUCAACUUUCCUCGUCAAACUCCGUUUCAAGCUUCAUCGCUGCGGAUUAACUCUCCAUCUUCGUCCCUGAAUUCAAGCUUUAUGAUUCUGUACCAAUUCGUCGCCGUUGUCAGCUUCAGUUUGCUCUCCUUCGUGAUUUCCGUUUGA